AUGAAAGCGCCAAAACGUACACCAUGGUCAUCUCGAUCAGAAUUGGAAGAAUUGUUUGAAAUGUUAUUCUCACCUAGUGCUGAUGUCGAUUCUAGACGUAAAGGAGUAGCUAGAAUGAGUAUCUACAUUUCGUCGCCUUCAUGUCCAACUUUCAUCCAUCUCCUACACUCUUUGGUUUCGGUGGAAUUAUUACCUUAUCCACCUAGAGGAAUAGAAGAAAAUCAAAGAUUAAGAAUGAUGAUUGGGAUGGCUGUAGUCAGGUUCAUCAACGGUCUGGUAGAUCCUCUGCAGAAUGGUCCAUAUGCAAGACCUAUAUCCCAUUUAGCAGCAUCCCUUUCGAUCCCACCAUCGCUGAUAGCUUUGAGACAUCAAGCUACGCAUGAAGAUUUACCUCCACUACCACUCUUACAUCAAGCUCUAGGACAAUGUAUAGCAUAUUUACAUCAUUAUUCUUUCCUUCCUUUAUUAGCAACUUCAUCAUCGACGUUACCUCCAGGUGUGGAAGAACGACUACGAGCCAGUGAAAAGAGGGUGGAGAGUCUCACAAGGCGCUGGAAGAAAGUCAUCAAAACUAGGUUAAGAGAGAAGGAAGUGAGGGAAGAAGAUCAAAGUGCAAUUGAAAUGAGAAAGAUACAAAGAGAUUUGACGAAUGAACCGACUGAUGUUAUAGUGGAUGUCUUAGUUGGACAAGGUGGCUUAGUCCCUCUAGCUAUAACGAAAAGAGCAACUUUCAACGCAAAUUCACCUACAACACCUUCACUGAAAAUAUGGUUACCACUCUUAUCGUAUCUGACCGAAACUGCCCAUCCGGAUUUAAUAACUCGUCUAUCGUCCAAUAUACUUGACUUAUUAUUAAAUCCUUCAUAUGAUUAUUCAUCUGGUUUCAAGUACAAUGUCGGUGUUUCUGUAGACACGGAAGGUCAGAAAGAGGAUAAAGAAAGUUUCAAGUGGAAUUUAGCAGUUUGGUUGAUCUGGUUCUGGUCAACCUCGAACGAUUCUGUAAACUUCAUUUUGUCAGAAGAGGAUAAAUCGGAAUUCUCCAGAAGGAUUAUCAGCGUUAUGAUAGAUUUCCACGAUGAUAUAGUGAUACGUCGAUUAUUCAAAGCUAUAUCAUCAACUUCUGGAUCAAAGUUAAAUGGAAUGGACAAUCUUUUACCUGAUCCUGAACUUGAAGAAGAUGGUCUGAAAGGUCUCGAGGUAGAUGCUGAAAUCUCAGGGGAUGACAAUUUGGAUCAAAUGGAAAACAGGUUGAAACAAUUCGAACAACUUGCGAAUUCACGAAAAUCAGCUCCUACAACCAAGGCAAUAUCCAAAAAUCAGAUUUCCACUUUACCCGAUGCAAACACGAUUGACGACGAAAUACCAGGAUGGCACAGAUCGACUUCACAAGAAUGGAAUCCUUGCCCUAUCGGAUGUUCAGGUAGAGCAUAG
This is a messenger RNA of Kwoniella shivajii, 1431 nucleotides long. RefSeq lists its product as uncharacterized. NCBI's taxonomy places the organism in Eukaryota, Fungi, Basidiomycota, Tremellomycetes, Tremellales, Cryptococcaceae. Gene Ontology annotation, molecular function: endonuclease activity. The transcript has 6 exons. The record is from RefSeq and is a predicted model, not a curated record. The coding region runs from base 1 to 1431 and encodes 476 amino acids. Gene Ontology annotation, biological process: maturation of LSU-rRNA; maturation of 5.8S rRNA. Gene Ontology annotation, cellular component: preribosome, large subunit precursor; Las1 complex.